AUGGCUGAUGCACAGUUUGACAGCGCGCUCGAUCUCCUUCGGCGUUUAAACCCUCGCGAUACCAAGAAAAACCUCCAAGCCAUCACUACAAUUGUCCCCGAUCUGACCGAAGAUCUCCUCUCCUCUGUCGAUCAACCCCUGGAGAUUCGCCGAUGCAAACAGACGAACCGUGACUACCUGCUCUGUGAUUAUAACCGUGACGGUGACAGCUACCGGUCACCAUGGAGCAAUGAAUUCGAUCCCCCGCUUGAGGACGGCACAGUCCCUAGUGAGCGCGUACGCAAGUUAGAAAUUGCAGCCAACGAGGCCUUCGAUGUUUACCGGGAGCUCUACUACGAGGGCGGCGUUGGAAGCGUGUACUUCUGGGACUUGGAUGAUGGCUUUGCUGGUGUCAUCCUUCUCAAGAAAGGGGUAACCCCCGGUGCCCAGAGCUCGGGCGAGUGGGACAGCAUCCACGUUUUCGAAGCGACCGACCGCGCUCGUAUGUGCCACUACAAAUUGACAAGUACUGUUAUCCUUCAUCUGGCCAGCGAGAGCCAGGCUCUGGGCGAGAUGGACUUGAGCGGCAAUAUGACUCGCCAGGUCGAGGUGGAUAUGCCCGUCGAGUCGGAUGCUAGCCAUGUUGCGAACGUGGGACGACUCGUUGAAGAUAUGGAACUGAAGAUGCGUAACCUGCUACAGGAGGUCUACUUUGGCAAGGCUAAGGAUGUCGUUGGUGAGCUUCGGAGUCUGGGAUCCCUUUCCGAGACAAAUCGGGACCGUGCAACACAACUUGAGAUGAUCAAGUCUAUGCAGAAAUAG
Messenger RNA from Penicillium malachiteum, 801 nucleotides. RefSeq names its product F-actin-capping protein subunit beta (gene cap2). The transcript is spliced from 5 exons. NCBI's taxonomy places the organism in Eukaryota, Fungi, Ascomycota, Eurotiomycetes, Eurotiales, Aspergillaceae. Gene Ontology annotation, cellular component: F-actin capping protein complex; actin cortical patch; cytoplasm. Gene Ontology annotation, molecular function: actin filament binding. Gene Ontology annotation, biological process: actin cytoskeleton organization; cell morphogenesis; barbed-end actin filament capping. The record is from RefSeq and is a predicted model, not a curated record. Bases 1 to 801 code for a protein of 266 amino acids.